AUGACCGAGGUUGCAGACUGGACACAUCUCGCCCAAAUCGAUCCCGAGUUCGAAAAACUCCUCCAGACGCUCCCUGCCCCACCAUCCAUCUCCGACACUGUCCGCGAUGGCAUUCCCGCACUGCGCACCCGCCUCGCGGCCGUGAAGCGCGACAUGAACGCCAAACUCCUGGGCGACGCGCACCUCGACGAGAUAUCCAUCCUCGACACCGCCGUGGCAGCCCGUGAUGGGUACCAGAUCCCCGUGCGCAUCUACAAGCCUAUCAGCGCCACCCACUCCCCUCCUCCCAUUUCGCCAAAUGACGGCAGCGGCGGAGGCCACCCCCUUGUUAUCCUUCUCCACGGCGGCGGCUUCUGCCUUGGCGGGCUCGAUAACGAGGAGUUGCUGUCGCGGAAGCUGGCGGCGGCGUUGAAAUGUGUUGUUGUCAACGUCGACUACCGGCUCGCGCCCGAGCAUCCCUUCCCAGCUGCCGUGAACGAUGCAUGGGAUGUUGUCAAAUGGGCCGCCACCACUCCCAACGAUCCCCUCUCCACCGCCGAUCCAACCGCCGGAUUCAUCGUCGGCGGCGUCUCUGCCGGCGCCAACCUCUCCGCCGUCGUCGGCACACUGGCGCGGGACUUGCCCCUCUCGCCGCCACUGACAGGACUCCUCCUCUCGGUUCCGCCGGUGUUGAACGCCUACGACCCGCCAGCCGCGCACGCUGGCUCGCUUCGCUCCUUUGAGCAAAACGCCGCGGCGCCUGUACUGGACCGCGCCGCCGUCGACGCCUUCUUCGAUGCCUACGCGCCCGACCGCGACUCCCCGCUCUUCAACUUGUACAGCGAACGACAGCCGCCGGUCGUCAGUCGUGCGGGGCUGCCCCCCGUCUACGUGCAAGUCUGCGGGCUGGAUCCGCUGAGGGACGAGGCACUGUUGUUUGAGCAUGAGUUGAGGACCGAGCAUGGGACGCCGACGAAGCUGCAGCUCUACCCGGGCUUGCCGCACAGCUUCUGGAGCUUCUUCCCGCAGCUUCAAGCGAGCAAGAAAUGGAUCCGAGACACCCUGGAGGGCGUGGAAUGGCUUUUGGAUACUGGAAGGAAAGAGACCUCGUGA
Molecule: messenger RNA, 1092 nt
Organism: Diplodia corticola
Lineage: Eukaryota; Fungi; Ascomycota; Dothideomycetes; Botryosphaeriales; Botryosphaeriaceae
Product: ab hydrolase superfamily protein
Exons: 3
Coding region: 1-1092 (363 amino acids)
Molecular function (GO): hydrolase activity
Source: RefSeq, a predicted model, not a curated record